This is a messenger RNA of Neoarthrinium moseri, 963 nucleotides long. RefSeq lists its product as uncharacterized. Bases 1 to 963 code for a protein of 320 amino acids. Gene Ontology annotation, molecular function: oxidoreductase activity. The record is from RefSeq and is a predicted model, not a curated record. Lineage: Eukaryota; Fungi; Ascomycota; Sordariomycetes; Amphisphaeriales; Apiosporaceae. The transcript has a single exon.
AUGAAGGCAGUCCAAGUCAUGGGAGAUGCCUUGUCUCCCCACAUAUCAUGCAACAAUGACUUACCCCAGCCAACACCCCGAGCUGCCGAAAUGCUCAUCCAAGUCCAUGCAGCCGGAAUCACUGGCGACGAAGUCACUUGGCCCGAGCUAUAUCGCACCCCUAGCCGCAUACCCGGACACGAGAUAUCCGGUGUCAUCGCCUCAACUGGGCCCGACUACGUAGGACCCCUCAAAGUGGGCCAAGAGGUUGCCGCCUUCCUCACUGCCGAACGAGGCGAGGGCCAGGCAGAGUACGCUUUAUGCUCUGCCGAUGAGGUUACGUCGAAACCGACGUCGAUUUCGCAUGCCGAGGCGGCGGCACUGCCAAUUCCUCUCCUCACGGCCUGGGAGGCGAUAACAGAUCACGCCAAGAUCACGUCAGGCAUGAAAGUCCUCGUUACUGGCGCAUCUGGUGCUGUUGGCAGCAUCUUCACACAGCUCGCAGCGCAUCUCACUGGGGCAGAAGUAAUUGCUCUAGCUUCGCGCCAGAACCACGAGAGCCUCAAAAGGCUGGGGGCACACAGCGUGCUAGAUUACAACACUGAAGACUGGGAGAAAGCAGCAACGGGCGUGGAUGUGAUUUUCGACACAGUCGGGGGCGACAUUCUGGCGAAAACGUGGGAAGCGAUCAGUGACAGUGGAACAAUUAUCACUGUCGCAGACCCACCGCCACCUUGGGCCUUUGGCAAAGGUCCCGCCGCAGAGUCUGUUGGACGGCCUGGCGUGAAGUACAUCUACUUCGUCGUUUCGCCCAACAGUGAAAGGCUCAGGAAGGCCCUCGAAUUUAUUGACACUGGGGUGGUCAAGGCAUUGAAUAUCAAAACAUUUCCAUUUGAGGAAGCAAGCCAGGCGUGGUCGCAUGCCCAAGGAAGAAACAGAGGAUACAAGGCUGUAAUUGAUCUUAAAGGCGCGGAAAAGUCAUAA